Messenger RNA from Suillus clintonianus, 762 nucleotides. RefSeq lists its product as uncharacterized. The record is from RefSeq and is a predicted model, not a curated record. The coding region runs from base 1 to 762 and encodes 253 amino acids. NCBI's taxonomy places the organism in Eukaryota, Fungi, Basidiomycota, Agaricomycetes, Boletales, Suillaceae. The transcript has a single exon.
AUGCAUGUGGCACUCAAUGGGAGCCGCCCUUCGCAACAACACAUGCGGCACCCAAUGGGAGCCGUCCCUCCAUACAAUACAUGCGGCACUCAAUGGGAGCCGUCCCUCCAAGCAGUACAUCCGGCACCUAAUGGGAGCCGUCCCUCCAAGCAAAACAUCCGGCACCCAAUGGGAGCCGUCCCUCCAUACAAUACAUGCGGCACUCAAUGGGAGCCGUCUGUACUAGCAAUGCAUGCAUGGGGCACCCAAUGGGAGCCGUCCCUCCAUGCAAUACAUGCGGCACUCAAUGGGAGCCGUCCUUCGCAACAACACAUGCGGCACCCAAUGGGAGCCGUCCCUCCAUACAAUACAUGCGGCACUCAAUGGGAGCCGUCUGUACUAGCAAUGCAUGCAUGGGGCACCCAAUGGGAGCCGUCCCUCCAUGCAAUACAUGCGGCACUCAAUGGGAGCCGUCCUUCGCAACAACACAUGCGGCACCCAAUGGGAGCCGUCCCUCCAUACAAUACAUGCGGCACUCAAUGGGAGCCGUCUGUACUAGCAAUGCAUGCAUGGGGCACCCAAUGGGAGCCGUCCCUCCAUGCAAUACAUGCGGCACUCAAUGGGAGCCGUCCUUCGCAACAACACAUGCGGCACCCAAUGGGAGCCGUCCCUCCAUACAAUACAUCCGGCACUCAAUGGGAGCCGUCUGUACUAGCAAUGCAUGCAUGCGGCACCCCAUGGGAGCCAUCUGUACUAGCAAUACAUCCGGCACCCAAUGAGUGA